AUGAGCGAACAAGUGAUCUUGUAUGAUCUGGCCAAUCGAAACGGUAUUUCGUGGAGUCCGAAUGUGUUUAAGGGCAGACAUCGAGCCAAAAUUCAAGGCACUGUAAGUAUCCCAAUCCUGUCGAAGACCAUGCACAUGCUGAGGUGGCAAUGCAGCGGCAUCAAACCGAACAAGCCAGGUUCUUUCGCCAAUUACUCUUGUCCGACUUUGCGCUUCAGCGAUAGCAGCUAUGUGAUGGGCUCAGAAGUCCUUGUGGACAGACUCGAGCAGACAUACCCAGAGCCAUCUAUGCACCUUAACUCGAACGUCCACAAACUGGCCGAAGACAUCUGCGAUCGCAUCAUGGCCAAUGCCGCGCCGGACUUCAUGGUACUGGUGGUAGACAACUGGCUGCAGGAGCCGUCAAAGUCAUGGUUCGCCAAAGAUCGGAUACGCCGUCUUGGCAUGACAGUCCAAGAAUGCCGUCAAAAAGCUGGUGGUGAAGUUGCACGACCCAAGAUCGAAGAAGUCAGCGCAGAACUCAGGGACCUCCUCUCGAAGCACAAAACGGACGAAGGUCCAUUUAUCCUAGGUAGCGCUGUCAGCUAUGGUGAUUUCGUGGUGGGAGGGCUGUUCGAAGGACUAAAAAGAAUGGAUCCUGAGCAUUAUCAGACUUUCAUCGACUACGAUCAGAGCUUCAGGAAGCUGCACGAAGCUAUGAAGCCAUGGGUCCAGAGGGACAACUAG
Recurvomyces mirabilis is the source of this 726-nucleotide messenger RNA. RefSeq lists its product as uncharacterized. NCBI's taxonomy places the organism in Eukaryota, Fungi, Ascomycota, Dothideomycetes, Mycosphaerellales, Teratosphaeriaceae. The transcript is spliced from 2 exons. The record is from RefSeq and is a predicted model, not a curated record. Bases 1 to 726 code for a protein of 241 amino acids.